AUGAUGUUUCCGUGUGCGCUGCCGUUGCAGUUCUGGGUUGAAGCGGUGCAGUACACCGUCCACAUCUUGAAUCGCAGUCUGAUGAGAGAAAAUGCGAAGAGAGCGUCUCCUCUCGAGGUGCUUACGGUCAAGGCGCAGGAUCUGCGCAGCAUCUUUGUCUUUGGAUCGUCUUGCAGCGUGUACAGGGACCCUAGCAGAAACUCGCUGCAACAGCGCUUGCAGUGCGGCUACGUGAUAAACAUUGAGACGCCGUCGGAUGUGCAGAGUGCGCAGCUGCAGCGCGCGAUCGACGCGAGCUAUCGAGCCGAUGAUGCAGCAGAGCCAGCGCAAGCAGAGGAUGCAGCAUCCGUGACCCGCAACGUAAAUUGGAAGAGCAUGAUGAUUGCAGCGCUCGAAAGAAGAUCAAGAAGCCGUGGUUGUGACAAGUGCAUGGGACGUGCGGCGCCAUGA
Messenger RNA from Peronospora matthiolae, 450 nucleotides. NCBI's taxonomy places the organism in Eukaryota, Oomycota, Peronosporomycetes, Peronosporales, Peronosporaceae. The record is from the annotation of a GenBank genome assembly.